GAAUUUCUAGUUCACCUUCCUCGGUGCCCCAUUUCUGCCCUCCUGUCUGUCUGGGUCUUCCCCGCCCCCCAACGUCGCUGAGGUCCGGUGCCCCGCUUGGGGCCUCUGCCCCGCUCUGUCAAAGUCCAUGCCCCUCUGUGCCCGGACCUCUUUUUCUCUCUCCCCAUCCACAGCCUGCAGGCCCUCCAUUGGCUGGAUUCAGCGAGGGAGGGUUCUGUCACUAUGGCAACAGCCACAACAAGCCUCCGGCUUGGCUAAAAGGCGGGGGGGAGGGAUCAUGGCGAGUCGGACCCUCGCUCUGCGCUAUGGCCCUCCCUGGCCCCCCAUCUCUGGGACCGAGGAUCCAGGAUCCUGGCCCGACUGGCAUCGCACCAGCAGUGGUGUCGCCCACCACAUCAUCCCAUCCGUGCCCUUUCGCCCGCCCACUCUCCAGGUGAGAGCAGCCUGGGCGUCCAGACGCCUGCGUCUCAAGGGGGCGCGGGGAUCCAGACGCCUGCGGAAAGAAAAGGGGAACGGUGGCCUGGACUCCUACCUGAGGGAGGAGGGGCGCGGAGUCCUGGUUCUGACAGAUGGAGGCCCAGGGGACCUGGAUGCCUGGAACUGGAGGGAGGAAAGGGCUGGGGACCGCGCGGGAGCGAUCAGGGCUGGCGGGCCGGACUCCUGAGGUGUUUUUAAGCGGACGUCCCGCGCCUUCUACCCAGUCCACGGUGGCGGAGCCCCUGGCCACAGCCGCCAAGCGGGAUCUGCACAUCUGGGCUUUCGACGAGGUCAUCAGCAGAUGGGAGACCACCUAUGGCGCGGCUCACGGGGUGCUCAAGACCCACGGCGGGCCCUAUGCGCAGCCCAAGGUCCCAAAGCCGAAGGACCUCGCGCGGUCUGUGGGGAUGAAGGACUUUGUGGAAAAGCUCUCGCGCCGCGGCUGGUGCCUCCCGCUGACCACAGAGCACCAGAGCAGCGAGGCGCGGGCGCAGUACUCCGCGUGGCCCGACCUGCACCAGCGCGCCCGGCCCCUGCAGUUCGCCGACCACCACCUCACGGGCGCUUCCCAGACUCUCAUUCCCUGGAGGAUGAGCCCGGAGCUGGCCGGCCGGCCUCUCACAGUGUCCAACCAGGGCAUCCUGGACCGCUUUCAGCUCUACCUGCCCACCUAUGCCGGGGACUUCCGAGCCUACUCGAAGAAGGAGUUGUUACCCUGGGGCCACGCCCCCCAGCAGCCGCCCUGUCGACCCUCCUGUCGGGUGCCCCUGCCGCUGCGGAUCCGUGUGCCCCGUGUGCCCCGCGCCCGCCCGGUGACGCCGGCGGUGCCGCACCGCGGGGCGCUGUCGCUGGCGCAGGAGUCCUACAGCCUCCCGCUGCACCCGCUCCGCCGGCUGGACGGCUUCUACCCGGGGGCGCUGUCCUGGAGAGUCCCGCACCGGAACCCCGUGCCGGCCAUCUACCGCGUGCCGCAAGCCUACCGCACCGAGAGCUCCAACUACGGCAGCUCCAAGCCGGCCCUGGUCUGAGCGCCCCGCCAGCCCCGCCGCAGACACGUCCCUCCCGAGCAGGGGCGGAGCCGAGCCUGGAAGCCGGCCCCUGGGCACCCCGUGGGCGGGGCUGAGCUUGGGAACCCCGCCCACCACGCGGGGGCAGGACAGUCUGGGCGUGGGCGGGGCGCACCCCACUUACACCUACCCGACUGUGGGGGCGGGAGUGGGCCUGGAAUAUGUACUUGGGGCUGCGGGCCGGCGGGCGGGGCGUGCCCCUGCGGCAGGAGGGGCAGAGCUUCUCUUAAUCAAUGACCGUGAAAUAGUCUACACGUCGCUCUUUGCUGGGUUGGGCUCUGGUAUCCUGGUUUCUGGGGGCCCGAGUGUGGGGAGAAGGCGCUCCCACUGAGUCCUUGUAGCGGGGUGUCUGGGAGCAGGCGGACCCGUUUCCCGAGCGCAGAGGCAACACGGAGCAGAGCCCCGCCUGAGUUUGGAUUCUGGCUUUCAGGCCAUGGCAGGUGGAGCAGGGCUGAGGCUCCGUCCAUCACCAUGGCAGGGUCGGACCCCUCCCCCGGCUCCCCCGUGCUGGGCAGACAGGGCUCCCCAACCUGCCAGCACAGCCAGCGGCUCCCUACCCCUUUCCCUGCCCCCGCACGACCUCUCUAGCGCGUAAGGAUCGAGUCUGUAGUCAGCCGUCAUCUUGGGUGUCCCCUGCUUCUUGGUGCAAGCCACGCAGGGAAUGGGGGGAGGGGGUGCUCCCUUCGCCGCUCCUGCACAUCCCUGACCUUAUCCGCCUCUCGCCCCCGGGGAGAUUAGUGUCCAGGUUACCCCGCCACGCCACCACCCCCUGGCCUUGCCGCCCCCACAGCCUACAGGUAUAAGACCAGGUAAACACAGUAGGGAGGCACCCAGGAUGGAGAUGCUCCAGGUAAGACUGGGAGUCUGGGACUGGGUGAAGGCAGCCUCUUUCUAGAAGGU
Molecule: messenger RNA, 2444 nt
Organism: Myotis daubentonii (Daubenton's bat)
Lineage: Eukaryota; Metazoa; Chordata; Mammalia; Chiroptera; Vespertilionidae
Gene: SAXO3
Product: stabilizer of axonemal microtubules 3
Exons: 4
Coding region: 570-1505 (311 amino acids)
Source: RefSeq, a predicted model, not a curated record